UCGUCUAACGGGACUCCGAUUAACAUGAAAAGUGAUAGUUUUCGAGAAAUUCAUUUGAAAAAUAUUAGCUUCGAAUGUGUGAUUUUUUACCAGCUGUUGUUUUAAGCUAAAAAUCCGGAGUUCUGACCAGCGGUCUCGUACCUCGUGGUACUUUUUUAAUGUGUUGAGAAUCUAGCUAAGAAUCAUACUUGAAAUGGAUGAUUAUAAUCAUAGGACCACGGUCAAAUUAGAUGAAGACAUUAAGGAUGUAGAAGAGCAGCUUUCUGAAAUCUCAAAGAAAAAAUCAAGACCUAAUGACAUUGAAAAAUCUACUGACGUUCCUUGUCCGACAACCCACCACGAUCGUCAAACUACAACCAAUGGAGAUGCAUAUAAUUUUGGAGAAACGUCGGUCAAAGUUGAAGUAGAUGAAGUGCAUGGAAAUAUUUUUGAAUCCGUGAUAGAGAUUAAAAGAAGUUGGUUUUUGGAUGUGCCAAUGACCAUCAACGAUUUGGACGAAACACAGUCAUUUAUCUGCGAAUUAUGUAAAAAGUCUUUUAAUACAAAAAAAAGAGUGGCCCAACACAUAACUCAAUCACAUAGUGCACAUUCAACCAACCAUAAGAAUUUGUCAUCUAAAUCCAAGAUCACACAACACCGACGACGUGUGCACACUAGUAAAAAGCCCUACAAAUGCGAUGAGUGCCCAAAGUCUUUUUCUUAUUUAUCGGCAUUUACAAUACACAAACGAGUGCACACUGGUGAGAAGCCCUACAAAUGUGACUUAUGCCUUAAGACCUUUACUUUAAAACUCCACCUAACACAACAUACACGCGUGCACACUGGUGAAAAGCCUUUUAAGUGUGACUUAUGUCUAAAGUACUUUUCUGUAAAAUCCCACCUCACACAACACAAACGCGUGCACACUGGUGAAAAGCCGUAUAAAUGUGAUGUGUGUUCAAAGUCAUUUUCUGAUGGAUCAGCUUUUAUAAGACAUACACGCUUGCAUUCUGGCAUAAAACCGUACAAAUGUGAUGUGUGUUUAAAGUGUUUUUCUGAAAGCGGCCACCUCAACACACACAAGCGCGUACACACUGGUGAAAAGCCCUACAAAUGUGACAUGUGCUCGAAGUCGUUUUCUCAAAAACCUCACCUCACAAAACACAAACGCGUGCACACUGGAGAAAAGAACUACAAAUGUGACGUGUGCUCCAAGUCAUUUUCUGAAAAACGCCACCUCACACAACACAUACGCGUGCACACUGGUGAAAAGCCCUACAAAUGCGAUGUGUGUUUAAAGUGUUUUUCUGAAAAAGGCCACCUCAACACUCACAAGCGCGUGCACACUGGAGAAAAGCCCUACAAGUGUGACAUGUGCUCCAAGUCAUUUUCUGUAAGUAACAACUUAACAAAGCACAAGCGCUUGCACACCGGUGAAAAACCAUAUAAAUGUGAUGUCUGUUUAAAGUCAUUUCAUGAAAAAAGCGAUUUGAUAAAACAUAUACGAGUGCACACUGGAGAAAAGCCCUACAAGUGUGAUGUAUGCUCGAAGUCAUUUUCUGAAAAUCCCCACCUCAAACAACACUUACGCGUGCACACCGGUGAAAAGCCAUAUAAAUGUGAAGUUUGCUCUAUGUGUUUUUCUUCUAAAAGCAAUCUAGUAAAACACAAACGCGUACACACCGGUGAAAAGCCUUAUAAAUGUGAAGUUUGCUCCAUGUGUUUUUCUUCUAAAAACAACCUAAUAGUACACAAACUCGUGCACACUGGAGAAAAGCCCUUCAAAUGUGAUGUAUGCUUAAAGUUAUUUGCUCAAAAAUCCCACCUCAUCAGACAUAAAUACAUGCACACAGGUGAAAAGCUGUACAAAUGUGCAGUGUGCUUAAAGUCAUUUACUCGACACUCAACGCUGAGAUUACACAAAUGUACAAGCAAGUGAAUAAUGUUUUUGUGAUGUGUGUGUUAGGCUACAACAGCAGAUACACACUUGCUAGAAGCUCAGUCAGUAAGAUAAAAUUAUUUAUUUAUGUGUAAAAACUGAUU
Adelges cooleyi (spruce gall adelgid) is the source of this 2022-nucleotide messenger RNA. Its product is annotated as zinc finger protein OZF-like. Gene Ontology annotation, cellular component: nucleus. The transcript is spliced from 3 exons. NCBI's taxonomy places the organism in Eukaryota, Metazoa, Arthropoda, Insecta, Hemiptera, Adelgidae. Gene Ontology annotation, biological process: regulation of transcription by RNA polymerase II. Bases 194 to 1918 code for a protein of 574 amino acids. The record is from RefSeq and is a predicted model, not a curated record. Gene Ontology annotation, molecular function: DNA-binding transcription factor activity, RNA polymerase II-specific; RNA polymerase II transcription regulatory region sequence-specific DNA binding.